GCAUGCGCCAACCGUUGGAACGACGGCAAGGCAGCGAGGACUACAUAGGUGUCUCGCGCGUGUUUCGUGUGUGUGUGUGUUGGGUCGGUUGAACAAAAAAAAAAAAAAAAAAAAAAAAAAGAAAGUACCGAGAGCACCGGGACCGGGAGAGGAGCCAACAUCUUCACCAGAUGCAACCGAAAAACAGCCAUACGGGUGGAGACGUUUUUUAAAUUCAACGGGAACCUGAGCCAGAUAUUUUUAUCUCCAAACUGCACGUCAAGACAGAUUUUAGUUGUUUUAACUUGAGAGGAGUUUAAACACGCCAUCCCCCGAGCCAUAGUCCUCCUCAACCUUUUUAGGAAUCGAGACAUAGUGUGGACGGCGUACCUCUCGGCGCAGUUUGAUGGGAAGAUUGGGAUUGAAAUCACGGGAACGGACCUCUUUGUGUGUUUGAACUUGCACUACAUGCCUGGUGGCAGUCGACAGCUUUGCUUCAAUGGAGAACCACAGCAGCAAAAGAACAAGUUGUAGAGGCCGCCGUUACCUCAGCAUCACCUGGGAGAUAGCCUAGCUCCGCUCAGCUUAGGUCAGCACAGCCACACUUGCUAGUCCUUGACCAACCCCAUCCUUCCUCCUCCUCCUGCUUCUUCCUGUCCUCUUUUUCCUCCUCCUCCGCAUCCGCGAGUCGCCAUGGCAUCGGUGCGCUUCACGGUGACCCCCACGAAGGCGGAAGAUCUCCCGGGGCUGUCCGACACGUCGCCCGACAUCAGCUCCCGCUCAGGGGCGCGAGUCCGCUUCGGCUCCAGGGAGAGCGUGAACCGGAGCGACCCGCUCAGCGAGGCGUCGGGAGGCAUCACGACGGUCGGAGGGGCCGACACGCCGGAUCACAGCAGCGUGGAUCAUGGUGAUGGAAACUCCAAAAUCUCCAGCGUGUACAUCAACAACACCCACGGCAUGGACGACGACGACUUCUACGACCGAAACUUGGCCUUAUUUGAGGAGGAGAUGGACACUCGGCCGAAGGUGUCGUCUCUGCUCAAUCGCCUGGCCAACUACACCAACCUGACGCAGGGCGCCAAGGAGCACGAGGAGGCCGAGAGCAUCGGAGAGAAGAAGAAAACCAGCAAGUCGCCACAGAUGGGGACGUUCAUGGGCGUUUACCUGCCUUGCCUCCAGAACAUCUUCGGCGUCAUCCUCUUCCUGAGGUUGACGUGGGUGGUGGGAUCAGCUGGAGUGCUGCAGGGCCUCUGCAUUGUCUUCAUAUGCUGCUGCUGCACGAUGUUGACCGCUAUAUCGAUGAGUGCAAUCGCCACGAAUGGAGUUGUACCAGCGGGAGGCGCCUACUUCAUGAUCAGUCGCUCUUUGGGUCCAGAGUUUGGGGGGGCGGUGGGCCUGUGUUUCUACUUGGGAACCACCUUCGCCGGAGCCAUGUACAUCCUGGGAGCCGUUGAGAUCCUGCUGAUGUACAUCGCACCUAAAGCAGCCAUAUUUGAGUCGAAGCAACCCGAAGGCGAAGGGGCGGCGAUGUUGAACAACAUGCGUGUCUACGGCUCCAUCUGUCUCCUCCUGAUGUCCUUGUUGGUUUUCGUCGGCGUGAAGUACGUCAACAAACUGGCCUCCAUCUUCUUGGCCUGCGUCAUCGUCUCCAUCGUCUCCAUCUACAUCGGAGCGCUGGUCUCCGCCUUCAUGCCGCCACAAUUCCCCGUGUGCAUGCUGGGAAACAGAACCAUCAGCGGCCACGAAAUAGAUGACAGCCAGUGCGCCAAAACCAUCCUGCUGCAGAUCAAAGAGUCGGCGGAGGGAGUCGACGCCAACUUCACCUUUAUUCACGAAAACGACACCGUGGGCCCGACCUUUGACCCCAGCCCUUCUACCAUUCUGGUGGAGACCACAUAUCUUUGGAAGCAUUUCUGCCAGGGCCCUGAACUCAACGCCUCCUGCGACAAAUACUUCACGUCCAACAAUUUCUCAGAGAUCGACGGGAUUCCCGGCCUGGCCAGUGGGAUCAUAUCAGAGAACCUGUGGAGCUCUUACCUCAGCAAAGGUGACGUGGUGGAGAAAGGUUCCCUGAAAUCGUCUCACGACGCACAGCCGGCGUCCAAUCAUCAGCCGUACGUGUUCGCCGACAUCACCACCUCCUUCACGCUGCUGGUGGGCAUCUUCUUCCCAUCCGUCACAGGAAUCAUGGCUGGUUCAAACCGGUCGGGGGAUCUGAAAGACGCCCAGCGCUCCAUCCCCAUCGGAACCAUCCUCGCCAUCCUCACCACCUCCAUCGUCUACCUGAGCAGCGUCGUUUUGUUCGGCGCCUGCAUCGACGGGGUCGUCCUCAGAGACAAGUUUGGAGACUCCGUUAAAGGGAAUCUGGUGGUGGGCACUCUGGCUUGGCCGUCUCCCUGGGUCAUCGUGAUCGGCUCUUUCUUCUCGACAUGCGGCGCUGGCCUCCAGUCGCUGACCGGUGCUCCCCGACUCCUGCAGGCCAUCGCCAAGGACAACAUCAUCCCCUUCCUCAGGGUGUUUGGCCAUGGGAAGGCUAACGGGGAGCCCACCUGGGCCUUGCUGCUGACCGCCCUGAUAGCUGAGCUGGGGAUCCUCAUCGCUUCUCUGGACCUGGUGGCUCCCAUCCUCACAAUGUUCUUCCUGAUGUGUUACCUGUUCGUGAACCUGGCUUGCGGCCUGCAGACGCUCCUGAGGACGCCCAACUGGAGGCCGCGCUUUUCCUAUUACCACUGGACCUUGUCAUUUUUGGGGAUGACUAUCUGCCUGGCGCUCAUGUUCAUAUCCUCUUGGUACUACGCAAUCGUUGCCAUGGUGAUCGCCGGCAUGAUCUACAAGUACAUUGAGUACCACGGAGCAGAGAAAGAGUGGGGGGAUGGGAUCCGCGGUCUCUCGCUCAGCGCUGCCCGUUACGCCCUCCUGAGGUUGGAGGAGGGACCGCCGCACACCAAAAACUGGAGGCCUCAGGUGCUGGUCUUACUAAAACUGGACGAAGACGCCCACGUCAAGUCUCCUCGCCUGCUGACGUUCGCCAGCCAGCUGAAGGCGGGAAAGGGGCUGACCAUCGUCGGCACGGUCGUCUCCGGCAACUUCCUGCAAAGCUACGGAGAGGCCCUCGCUGCCGAGCAGACUCUGAAGCAUCUGAUGGAUAAGGAGCGAGUGAAGGGCUUCUGUCAGUGCAUCGUGGCUCAGAAACCACGGGAGGGUAUCAGCCACAUGAUCCAGUCCAGCGGCCUGGGGGGAAUGAAACCCAAUACCGUGGUGAUGGGCUGGCCUCAUGCCUGGAGGCAGAGCGAGGACCCUCAGUCCUGGAAGACCUUCAUCAACACAGUGCGGGUGACCACAGCGGCCCACCUGGCUCUGCUGGUGCCCAAAAACAUCUCUCUGUUCCCCAGCAACAGCGAGCCAUGCACGGAGGGCUACAUCGACGUCUGGUGGAUCGUCCACGACGGAGGGAUGCUGAUGCUGCUGCCCUUCCUGCUGCGCCAACACAAAGUGUGGCGUAAAUGCGGGAUGCGGAUCUUCACCGUGGCCCAGAUGGAGGACAAUUCAAUCCAGAUGAAGAAGGACCUGGCAACCUUCCUGUAUCACCUCCGCAUCGAGGCCGAGGUGGAAGUAGUUGAGAUGCACGACAGCGAUAUCAGCGCGUACACUUACGAGAGGACCCUGAUGAUGGAGCAGAGGUCUCAGAUGCUCAGACAGAUGCGGCUGUCUAAAUCCGACCGGGAGAGAGAGGGAAACCCUGGUAGCAGCAGCAGUAGGCCAGAGGCAGGUGGAGCUACAAGGUCUCAGGUGUAUCUUUUCCCCAGGUACAGGAGUACUGGAGUCCACACCUCAAACACCUGCAAAGGAAACAGAGACAGACAGGCCCAGCUGGUGAAAGAUCGUAACUCCAUGCUGCGGCUGACGAGCAUCGGAUCGGACGAUGACGACGACACAGACGGCGGAGAUCGAGACAGGCCGACGAGCAGCGGCGGUGGCGGAGGCAGCUCCGAGCAUCAGCGACGGGUUCAGAUGACCUGGACCAAAGAGAGGACCUCGCAGUACAGAGCCACGCACUCCGGCUGCUCCACGCCCGAAGGCUUCAGAGACAUGCUCAGCAUCAGGCCGGAUCACUCCAACGUCAGGCGGAUGCACACCGCCGUCAAGCUCAACGAGGUUAUCGUUAACAAAUCCCACGAUGCCCGGCUCGUCCUGCUCAACAUGCCGGGACCCCCAAGGAACACGGAGGGAGACGAGAACUACAUGGAGUUCCUCGAGGUUCUAACAGAAGGAUUGGAGCGUGUCCUGUUGGUCCGAGGAGGAGGAAGCGAAGUCAUCACCAUCUACUCCUGAUCGGCCGACCGGAGGAAGCCAGCGAGCGAAAAAAGGCAACCGAUCACGCAGAAGUGAAGUGAAGCGAAGGGAGGCGGCGGCGGUGGUGGUGGUGGAGCCUGUGAGCUCCAGAGAGGAGGAGGGGCCUCAAAAAUUAAAAAAAAAAAAGAAGAGAGACUGUCAUUGGCUGCAGCGUCAGUCGUCACGCCCAACAACCCCUCUUCACUUCCCGCCUUUUUCCUUUUUAUCUUUACACUUUGCCGUCAUGACGAGGGUUUCCAUUCCACUUAUGUGAAGCUACAGAAAUGCCAACAAAAAAAAAAGAGUGAUCACUGUGUGUGUGUGUGUGUGUGUGUGUGUGUGUGUGUGUUUGUUUGUGUGAAAGCCAUCCACCUGAAGGAGGUUUGGUUUGUUGGAGAAAGGGACCAGUGGUUGUGUGAGGUGAGUUUUUGGGGGGCGGUGGACCAGCGAAUGAGAAGAAAUAAUCCAACACAGAGCGUCCCAGAAACCGAGCAGUCGCAGACUCAGGGUUGCUUUUUGUACAGAAUGUAUUUUGGAAGUGUUUCUAGAGAGUACGCCGAAUGUCUGAAUCGUUUUUGUUGUUUUUCUCUCCUUGAAGACGGUAAAGUUUAUUUUAAUGCUACAUAAGAAGGAUGAGGACGUUUUUUUUUUUUUUCCUGCUCAGUGGUUAAUUUAAAGGAGCUGUUUCCUUACUUGAAAGUGAAAAUUCACGGUUAUUUAACUGCAUUCAGGGUCCAUUCAGACAGAAUCCGGGCUGAACGCAACCGCCGUAAAACAAUCGGGAAAUAACUUUUUAUCUCGCCAAUUAACCGGCUUCAUCGAUAAUUGGCGCUCCCUCACUCUCAUUCACCGUCUAUGUCGCUCAACCACCGCUCACUAACCAAAUUAAACUUCGUAUCUCUUUUAUUUUACAGCGUAAAUUCUGAGUCAGACUCACAGUUUAGACGCCGGGUACGUGAAAUAAACAAAGCCAGAACACAACAGGACUUCUCCGCCGGAUUCUGUCUGAGUCGCGCCCCCCGUCGUUUCCUUUUCUUACCUCAGAAUUUGUUUGAUCGCACGGUGAAAGUUCAAAGUCGAGUGACACUGAAUUGUUUUCAAAAUUUUCGUGCGUUUGUCUGAACUUGCUGCUAUUUCUCAGAAUCGUAUAAUCUCCUGUACGGAGGCCCACUUUCGCCAGGCAGUACUUUAAGGUUUCAUUAAAACUACCUGCUGCUCUUAAUGUGGUUAGUUAUUAGAUUAGAUUUCUAAAUUUGGAAGUCAAACUUGUAGUUCUAAA
Larimichthys crocea (large yellow croaker) is the source of this 5590-nucleotide messenger RNA. It is a transcript of the gene slc12a6, whose product is annotated as solute carrier family 12 member 6. Gene Ontology annotation, cellular component: plasma membrane. Gene Ontology annotation, molecular function: potassium:chloride symporter activity. The coding region runs from base 673 to 4311 and encodes 1212 amino acids. Gene Ontology annotation, biological process: potassium ion homeostasis; chloride transmembrane transport; chemical synaptic transmission. The record is from RefSeq and is a predicted model, not a curated record. Lineage: Eukaryota; Metazoa; Chordata; Actinopteri; Sciaenidae. The transcript has 28 exons.